AUGGAACUCUCUCUUCUCACCCAUCAGCACAAUCCUUUCCUCGCCUCCAAUCUCUUCACAAGUAACUUCUCUCUUUUCAACUCCAAAGAAACACACAAAAAACUGUUCAACAAAAAUUCAAAUAGGUUAUUCCCAUGUAGCUGUUCACAUUCUUCUUCCAGUAGUGCUUCUGUAGAACCAGUUACUGAAGGAAGAAGAGCAUUACUCACUUGUUUCCUCACAACAUUUGCUGGAGUCUAUGCAUGUGAUGUGGCGGAAGCUGUUAGCACUAGUAGAAGAGCGCUAAGAGGAGCUAAAAUUCCUGAGAGUGAUUUCAAAACCUUGCCAAAUGGUUUGAAGUACUAUGAUUUGAAGGUUGGAAAUGGAGCUGAAGCUGUGAAAGGAUCGCGUGUCGCAAUUCACUAUGUUGCUAAAUGGAGGGGAAUCACAUUUAUGACUAGUAGACAAGGAAUGGGCGUUGGAGGAGGAACGCCCUAUGGAUUUGAUGUAGGCGAAUCUGAGCGAGGAAAUGUCCUAAAAGGUUUGGAUUUAGGAGUAGAAGGCAUGCGAGUUGGAGGCCAGAGGCUGUUAAUUGUUCCUCCUGAACUUGCCUAUGGAAGCAAGGGAGUUCAAGAAAUUCCUCCAAAUGCAAUAAUAGAGGUGGAUGUUGAAUUGCUUGCCAUUAAACAAAGCCCAUUUGGGACUGCUGUAAAGAUUGUAGAAGGCUAA
Vicia faba (fava bean) is the source of this 708-nucleotide messenger RNA. Lineage: Eukaryota; Viridiplantae; Streptophyta; Magnoliopsida; Fabales; Fabaceae. The record is from the annotation of a GenBank genome assembly.